GUUAUUAAUGUUCGUUAUAAUAUUAUAGUUUGAUGAUUAAACUUUUCAACGUUUGUGAACAUAUUUCAAGUUGAAUAUGGAUAAACUGACGUUAAUAUCAGGCACUUUGUUCAUGGCUGCUGAUGUUUUUGCCAUAGUUAGCCUAGCUAUGCCUGACUGGAUUAUCACUGAUGUUGGAGGUGACACAAGAUUAGGCCUGAUGUGGACGUGCAUGACGUUAUACAACCGACCCCAAAUCUGUUUCACACCCGAUCUCCAGCCUGAGUGGCUAUUGGCUUUGGUCUGCAUCUUUGUUGGCUGUAUUUGCAUCACAACAACCAUAAUUCUGUUAGCCUCUUCACACUGGGAUAGGAAUGUCAUCCCCUAUGCUCGCUGGGUCGGAUUCACUGCAAUGGUGCUGUUCUGCCUGGCCGCAGUGAUAUUCCCCAUGGGUUUCCAUGUAGAUGAGAUUGGUGGUCAGCCGUACCAACUGCCCAACAGUCACCAAGUUGGAGUCUCCUACAUCCUGUUUGUUUUGUCCCUCUGGAUCACAGUUAUCUCGGAACUGUUCGCUGGGAAAGUUUGCUUACCUCAUUUCUAAGCACUCUGUAAGGUUAUGGGAUGAACACAUUGUAAAUAUUUACUAAGAUCUGUGAACAAGAUUAGGGUUAAAGGUGCUGAAGUGGUGUAAUAUAUAAGAUACUGGCAUUAACCUUAUCUUUAGAUUUGGAUUUUUAUUUGUACUUAGUAGGCAAUGGAUAGCUGAAAGGUUACCAAUCAAAACAUAAAGCACAACAACAUAACAAAUCAAAAGGCCUCAAAUCCAAUUCUGUUUGAGAUAAGCCAUUAGCUUUUGUAUGGUUAGUAGGUGAGCCAUCUGUCCUUAAUUGGGCGUUUGGUAUUUGCUAAAGAAAUAUCUGAUUACACUGGGCUGAUGUAGUAUUUUAAAGUAUCUGAAUGCAUGUUAUGAAUGGAGUGAGAUCUAUUACCUAUACUGUCCUAAAUUAGCUUUUAUUUUAGCUAGGAUCAUUUAAUAAAAGCCCACGGAACAAAGAACAAAACUAAACUAAUAGUACGAAUUUAACCUUGAACCUUCUAAAAGUGUCAUACAGUAGUUGUUAUCCAUAUAUAAUUCUUUUAAACUAAACCUAGAGAUGGCCUAUGACUGGAGCAGUCUUAGGCUGGUUUUAUGCAUGGUUACAGUGGCUGGACAUUUCAAGUUCUGUUGAGUGAAAAGGCAUUUAUGGCGGCAGGAAAAAUGUCACAAAUGUAACGUUGCAUUCUCUAAACACUGACAGCAGAUUUUGGAAACGCCUCUGCAAAAAGUUUAGCUUGUUCCUUAAUAUUUUGAAUCAAACUGGUGUGUUUGUGCACAGCGGCAGUCAUAUUUUCCAUACUCUAUGUAGUAUUUUCUCCAUUUUGUUUUUCACUGUAGUUAAUUAUGAAAUAUUGAAUGGUUUUUGUUUUUACCAAUAUUUUAAUUUAAAAUGUAUACAACACGAUAAGGUCCAUAGUUUAAUGUGUAAAACUACAGUCAUAUUAUAUUGUAAUCAUUUUCUGAGCACACGACCCCCCCCCCCUCCAACACUUGUGAGAUUUAAGCACCAAAUAAAAUGUCGCUGCUCAGUUAGGGGUGUGCGAUGCAUCGAAAUUUCGAUUCCAUGCAUCGAAUCACGAUUUGAUUCAGUGGUGAUAAAAAAAACGAUUCGAUUCAUGAGGGAGUCACUAUGCCUAUACGAAAAACACCUGCAGAAAGUCAACACAAUACCUGCAAUACAGGAGCGCGUUCUUUUUGCGUUUCCUUUGCGAAGGCAUUCUUAUUUAACUAAUUCUUUGCUUGUCAAUAUUGCUUUAAUUAUUUUAUCAUUUUUUGUUUUGACAUUGCAAAUGAUAAGAAGUUUUGUGAAGUAGUGUGAGAAAUACUUUAGCACUGUAAACAUAGCCAAAACAAGUCACUACAAAAUCAUUAACACAAGUCUUAAAAAUUGGCACUUGAUACUUAACUAGUAAGAUUGAUAUUUUAGACUGAUAAAUUUGGUAUUGUUAUAGGUCUGAAGCUAUGUACACCUUGUUGUUUGUAGGUCUGAUUCUAUCCUCUCAUUUUAUCAAUGUAAACCAAUUGAAAGUUGCAGUAUAAAUCUUGCAAAUGUUUUUAUUUGUUUACACACCAAAACAUAUCUUUAUUAGUAAAAUCAUUAUUAUAAAAUAGGUAACAUGAACAAUAUGAUUCUGCAAGUAAAAAUUAUGAAAUAGGCAAGUAAAGCAGCUCAUUGAUAUUUCCAGCAAUACAGGUUCUUCUAAUAUGAUUAUACGAUUUUUUAACCUAAAAUUCAUAUGUGUCAUAUUUAUGAAAAGGCCUAAUACCACAUCAACAAAAAUUUGCAUUACACAAAUGUGGUAAAUUUUUAUUAGCCUAUUGUUAUUUCACUCCAUUGACAAGUAUGAAUAGAAAAAUGCCGUGUUGCUUCGAAUCGAGUUGCAUAAAUUCAAGUCGAAAAUCUUUUGAAUCAAAUCAAAAUUUUUUUGCUGCUUCGCACAACCCUACGUGCUCUGUGACUGAUUCGGUCAGUCGUCAUACGAGCAGUGGCUGCUGAUGUGCAUAAAACCAGUCUUAGCGAGCUCUAUCUAUUCAAUGCACUUUAGAUCCCUACCUUUCUUUGCUCUAUGUUUGAAAACAGAAUGUCAACAGUCUGUACCGGUACGUAAUACCUUUGACUAUUAAUACGGUAAUACUAUUAAAAGCUAUUUGUUAUGUAUUAUUUAGUUGUAAAAUAUGUUAUCAGACUUUACGUAGGUACUUGUGUAUUUUUAUAACUUGAACAUGACUAAGACAGUAUUAUCAGCAUUUGUAAUUUUACAAGCAAUAUUAUCAUUUAAUCUAUAGAUCUGACAAAGCUGUCACUGAUGUACUUAUCAAUGUAA
Molecule: messenger RNA, 2901 nt
Organism: Macrosteles quadrilineatus (aster leafhopper)
Lineage: Eukaryota; Metazoa; Arthropoda; Insecta; Hemiptera; Cicadellidae
Exons: 3
Coding region: 77-580 (167 amino acids)
Biological process (GO): negative regulation of smoothened signaling pathway
Cellular component (GO): Golgi apparatus; ciliary membrane
Source: RefSeq, a predicted model, not a curated record